AUGAGUGUCUUUGUCAACAACGAAGAUGAUUUAUCAGCAGAGCAUAAAGGCAAACUAACUUGCCUUGACGAACAAGUCAAGAUAUCUCGUGUCUUUCACUGCGAAGGGUUAUUGUUAUGCAUCCUGGAAGACGACCCUACUAGGGUUGUGGUUUGGAAUCCAUAUUUGGGACAAACAAGGUGGAUCGAACUCAAAGGUCCUCACGUCUUACCCGUUCUGAGACGGGUCUCUUACCGUAGGAAAGAGUUCUGUUACGGUAUCGGAUACGCAAAUAAGGGAUCUGGACGUAACUACAAAAUAUUGAGGUUUGUAGAUGGUUUCUUAUAUAAAGAAGGGUACGAUUGUUCAAGGUACGAAAUAUACGACUUCGAGACUGGUUUAUGGAAGACUCUUUAUAUCACUGAUCCAUACUGGCGUAUAACAUCUCGCUGUGGCGUUUCUCUCAAAGGGAACAGUUACUGGUGUGCUACAAAAAGGGACGAAUAUGAUUGUGGUUGGGGCCUAGCAGCCGACCACAUAAUAUGUUUUGAUUAUACAAGUGAGAGAUUUGGGCCACUUCUGCCUCUUCCGUAUUGGGUUGAGAGUCACUGUGCGACUUUAUCUUGUCUUAGAGAAGAGAAGCUCGUGGCUCAGUACGACCAAGGCUAUCCGUAUGGUUUAUCGUAUUGGAUCACGACUACGCUUGAGGCCGAGAAGGUGUCGUGGAGCCACUUCACCUACAAGCCAUAUGAUGAGUACUUCAAGUCAUUUGAUGAGUACUUCAAGUCAUACGAGGAUUAUUCAACCAUUGAUGACAUUCACAUUCGGCUUUCAUUUAAGGGUUUCUACGAAGAGAAGAAAGUCCCCAUGUUUUCAGGUCAAAGGUUGAACUGCUACUUAGUUCGCCACAUUGGAGGGGACGAAAACGGCGGGUAUUAUCAAGAAUCUAAUAAGAGUGUGCCCGGAUACGAUGAUAGGAUUACGCGACAAUGUGUGUGCUUUUAUGUUCCAAGUUUAGUGCAAAUCAAGCAACCUAAAGGGGAGAGAAAACAAAGUAAUGUUGUACCAGAACAAGCUCGGUCCAGCUUAUUUUUGUCCACCAAUAGCUUUGCCUCUCUAGCUUCUUCGGAUGAUGAGGAAUGA
Molecule: messenger RNA, 1122 nt
Organism: Microthlaspi erraticum
Lineage: Eukaryota; Viridiplantae; Streptophyta; Magnoliopsida; Brassicales; Brassicaceae
Source: the annotation of a GenBank genome assembly